AUGGCGACUGUCCGCGCUUUUGCACUCCAGUUGUGGCUCCUGUUGUGUGUCGAUUUGAGCAGGUCGCAGAGAGACCGCGAUGCAUGGCUACCAGAGACGCAGCUCGAGCGGGAAGGCCGUGAGUCAUGCGCGAGGCGCUUCCGAAGCACCGACUUCUCGCAGCAAGGGUUCCAAUCCGAAUGGCUCAAUCCAUACAACAGAUCCGCUUUCAUCGACUGUCUGUACAAGUUGCGGACACGGUGGCGGCCGAGAGAAAAAUCCGUCCAUGCAGGAGGCAUUCACUACCCAACGCUAAUAACAACGCAUCACACAUGGCCUCCGGUCUCAACCAGUGGCGCGCGGCUGUGUUGGCUGGAUGAGUUGGGAGUCAGUCGAAACAGCAUAGAUCCCGGGCACUGCUGCGACACGACGCACGGCCCUCGGGGCUUGGAAGAAUGCUGGGAUGACUACUUCACCUACGAGCUUUGCUGCUUGGGUGAUGUCAACGUGGCGGAGAUGCCGCACUUCUUUGUGGCGCCAGCAUUCGACAUCAACGUUGGCAAUUCUGUGCGUCAGCUUGGGACCUUUGACUUGGGCCAAUCGUACGCUUUGCAGACGCUAUGUCGGACCGGGGAUGCCGUCAUCGAUGUUGGUGCAAACGUUGGCGGGUUCACCGUACCAUUGGCUGAGCGCGUCGGCCCUGACGGUGAAGUACAUGCCUUCGAGCCUUUCCGGAAGGUGUUCCAGCACCUGAAUGCAAACGUCGCUUUGAACGGCUUGAGCAAUGUCUACACAUACAACGUCGCUCUUGGGACACAGGACGAGGAGGUCGCUGCCUUUGUGCCCGACCUCACUAGCUUCAAUUUCCCAUCUGCUAUACGAGUGCUCGACCAGUUCGGACCCGACAAGGCAGCCAAAGAAGCCAAUCUCCGAUACGAACCACGUCAGGAGACAUUGACAGUCCGCCCUUUGGACAACUUCAAGUUCGACAAACGUAUCAGUUUGAUAAAAAUCGAUGUUGAGUUCAUGGAAUGGCAUGUGGUGCGUGGGGCGCGCCAGACCAUAAAACAGAAUCAGCCGCUGAUAUGGGUCGAGAACGAGGCCUACUUCGACGAUCCAGCAAAUCUGACUUUCGUCAACACGAUGUACUCCGAUCUGGGUUACGUCUGUAAUCCUGUAGCGAGGUUGGAGUUGCUCUGCAGCCCUGGAAAAGAGUCGGGCGGUCAGCUAAUUGCAGAUGAGUCCCUAUUGCCAGCAGGCUUCAAAAGAGUCUUCCGUCAUCUGAGUGGCGAGUUCAAAGAUGUUCAUCUUUGGCGGGCGCUUUCAGAGGUAGACCCACGCUUUGCCCUGGUGGAGAAAUAG
Molecule: messenger RNA, 1341 nt
Organism: Symbiodinium sp. CCMP2592
Lineage: Eukaryota; Dinophyceae; Suessiales; Symbiodiniaceae
Source: the annotation of a GenBank genome assembly